This is a messenger RNA of Salvia hispanica, 842 nucleotides long. RefSeq lists its product as uncharacterized. The record is from RefSeq and is a predicted model, not a curated record. Lineage: Eukaryota; Viridiplantae; Streptophyta; Magnoliopsida; Lamiales; Lamiaceae.
GUCCACUAAAUUAUUUAGAUUGUAUGGCCACUUCAUCUCGCUCUUGCCUCUCCCCUGUUGAUCUCUGCCUUAGCAACAAUACCUCUCUCAAAAAUGGCGGAAAAUGUUCAUUUCUUCGCAGCAAAACCGAUUUGCAGCUUCUCCACAGAUCCCCCAACAAAAAUAUCUCCAAAAAGAAUUUUAUUGUAACGAAUAUUGCUACGCCGGAAGCAGCUGCAGAUCUUGUUUCCUCUUCGGCCGGCGCAGAUCUUCUCUCUUCUUUCUCUCUCCCCACCUUCCAAGGCAUCUCUGACAAUCCAUGGGUUGCUGGGAUAGCUGGAUUGAUGGUGGGAGUGCCUUUCCUGAUCCAGUGGCUUGUAACAGUGUCAAAGGAGGUUGGGGUGGUGGCGGAGACGGUGGAGGAAAUAGCUGACGCGGUAGGUAAAGUGGCGGAGGAAGUGGACAGAGCGGCGGAGGACUUGGCGGAGUCGCUGCCGGAGGGAGGGCUAAAGCAGGUUGUGAGCUUUGUUGAGGAUUUGGCUGAAGAAACAGCCAAGGACGCUCAAAUGGUUGAGGAGUUGAUGGACAAGGUGGAAGAAUUGGACGAGAAGUUGGAAAAAAUAUUGGAGAAAGAAUCCAAAAAAGGCACUGAGAAAGAAUGAUGGGUUAUUGAUUGUUAGAAGAAUGGAUAUAUUGCUGCACUUUAAAAGCAACAAAUAAAACGUGAUGAUUAUACUACUCAAGUAAGAAAGGCUUUUGGAGCUUAAUCGGUUUAACUAUGUAUCUCUCUUUUAAUUUCCUAUUAUUUUGGUUUUCGGAUACAAAUAUACACAAUAAUGUAAGUCUCUCUCUUUUUUAUUUAA